Messenger RNA from Microdochium trichocladiopsis, 510 nucleotides. RefSeq lists its product as uncharacterized. The record is from RefSeq and is a predicted model, not a curated record. The annotation marks the transcript as partial. The transcript has a single exon. Lineage: Eukaryota; Fungi; Ascomycota; Sordariomycetes; Xylariales; Microdochiaceae. Gene Ontology annotation, molecular function: protein binding.
ACGGCAGACGUUGUUCUGAAGCGGUGUGGGGACGACAGCGUCUUUCCGUUCUUCCACGUGUCCCUGGUGUUUCUUUAUCAUGUGGCUCAGUACAACAACGUUAUUGGUACGGUCGGAAGAUUGUUCCCUUGGGAACGGGUCUGUGAGCGGCUCAAUUCGAUGCUUCUCUCAUACCGCACCCACGAGCGCCUCCAGAGCAAGGAGUUCCCUUUGCCUGCCGGCAGGGCAACUCCACGCCCCCUUCCCGAAGAUUUCGCCAUGAAGGGGCUGACGUGGACAAGCAACUAUUACCCAGAUGACUUCUUCUCGGACGACAAGAUCGACGAUGAUGAAAAGUAUUUUGAAGUCGCUUCGAUGACUGAUGAGAGACGCGAGCGGAUCUUGUGGAUAGCAGCUCGUCUCGCGGAGGGCCAAAAUUGGCUUGCCGUCAACGAGUCGUUCACCACGUUCAGUUUGCUUGACACCCCCACGGGCGAGUCAGGGCACCAAUCGACAGCAUCUCGUGUAUGA